Budorcas taxicolor (takin) is the source of this 1746-nucleotide messenger RNA. It is a transcript of the gene CPTP, whose product is annotated as ceramide-1-phosphate transfer protein. Gene Ontology annotation, molecular function: ceramide 1-phosphate binding; ceramide 1-phosphate transfer activity. Gene Ontology annotation, biological process: ceramide transport; intermembrane lipid transfer. Gene Ontology annotation, cellular component: cytoplasm; cytosol; membrane. Bases 106 to 750 code for a protein of 214 amino acids. The transcript is spliced from 3 exons. NCBI's taxonomy places the organism in Eukaryota, Metazoa, Chordata, Mammalia, Artiodactyla, Bovidae. The record is from RefSeq and is a predicted model, not a curated record.
CAGCAGCCAGUCCCGGGCGACGGGGCGGUAGGGCUGUGGCCGACGGCCGCCCCGUGGCUGCUGCGGCGGCACAGGUGAGCAGCGGUGGCUCAGCUCCUGUUGAAAAUGGAUGACUUGGAGUCAGAGUUCAAUCUGAAAGUCGUCCUGGUCAGUUUCAAGCAGUGUCUCAAUGAGAAGGAGGAGGUGCUGCUGGAAUACUACCUCGCUGGCUGGAGGGGGCUGGUCAGGUUCCUGAAUAGUCUGGGCACCAUCUUCUCAUUCAUCUCCAAGGAUGUGGUGACAAAGCUGCAGAUCAUGGACCAGCUGCGAAGUGGCCCCCAACAAGAGCACUACAGCAGCCUGCAGGCCAUGGUUGCCUACGAAGUGGGCAACCAACUGGUGGACCUGGAACGGCGCUCACGCCACCCCGACUCAGGCUGCCGGACAGUGCUCCGGCUACACCGCGCACUGCGCUGGCUGCAGCUCUUCCUGGAGGGCGUCCGCACAAGCCCUGAGGACGCACGCACCUCCGUACUCUGCACUGACUCCUACAAUGCCUCGCUGGCCGCCUACCACCCCUGGAUCAUCCGCCGGGCUGUCACUGUGGCCUUCUGUGCGCUGCCCACACGCAAGGUCUUCUUGGAGUCCAUGAAUGUUGGGUCUUCCAAACAGGCUGUGGAGAUGCUAGACGAGGCCCUGCCCUUUAUUGAGCGUGUCUACAACAUCUCCCAGAAGCUCUACACCGAGCACGCCCUACUGGACCUGCCAUAGGGGCUGGUGGACCCAGGUGGGGUGGGCUUCCCUUGAUCCAGAGGUGGGCAGGGCAGCCAGGACCCAUCAGUCCUACCAUGGAACUUUCUGGGCUCCCCUGUGAGCUGAGCUUGUCAGGAGCCACUCAGAUUGUGCACAUGGGCCUCAGACAGGCUUCAACAGAGAAGGCAGUCACUGGCCAUCUGCUCUGUACCCAACCUUUCCCUUGCCCAGGCAUCUCAUCUUUACCCUCUACCAAGUUACACCCAUGUAGUUAGGCCUCUUCUGGGUUGGUGAAGUGCUGGAGGUUGGGGGGCAAGCAGGAUCAGUGUUCAUGGAAAAGCUGCCCCUACUUGGGGGUCAAGUCUGUCACAGGGCCUGGGAUGUAGUGUUUGCCCACCUGGGCUGCCUUGAGCCUUCUGUACCAUCUAGCUGACCCCAGGACAGGGAGAAAACCCCUGGGCAGGGGUCAGCUCUGCGGGAUUUCUCCCUGCCUCUGGCCUCCUCCUUAGCUAGAGGUGCACAUGUCCUUGGCUGUGACAGCAGGACCUGAAGCCCCGAAGGAAGGCCUGCUCUGCCUCCACUGCCCUGCACGUACACAGCGGCCUCCUGCAGCCUCAAGUCUACACAGCACAGCCCUGGAUGAGAAUCCCUAGAGCCCAGGACUCCUCUGGGCCAGCGCUCACUUAUCCCUCCUCAGUGUCCACACAUCCAGAUGCUGUGUCCCCUCUUCCUGGCCCCAUACUGCUCUGUCCCCAUGUAGCUCAGGAGACCUAGAAUGACACAACAUGGGAGGGAGCCUGGGCCACUUCACCUUGGUGACAGGCUGACAGGUGACCACACCCAGCCUGGCCAUCAUCCAGUGAUUGGGGGUCUGGACCCACCCACUUCCUCUUUGUGAGCCCAGGAUGUCAGGUGCCAAGGGGACAGUAUCCACUAAGAGCAAAUGUGCGUAAGCUUUCAGGGACCAUAGGCGCUGUAAUAUAGGUGAUGGCUUUCCCAAAAUAAACAAAUUGC